Brettanomyces nanus is the source of this 1266-nucleotide messenger RNA. RefSeq lists its product as uncharacterized. Gene Ontology annotation, molecular function: GTPase activator activity. The coding region runs from base 1 to 1266 and encodes 421 amino acids. Lineage: Eukaryota; Fungi; Ascomycota; Pichiomycetes; Pichiales; Pichiaceae. Gene Ontology annotation, biological process: positive regulation of GTPase activity; endoplasmic reticulum to Golgi vesicle-mediated transport. Gene Ontology annotation, cellular component: endoplasmic reticulum membrane. The record is from RefSeq and is a predicted model, not a curated record. The transcript has a single exon.
AUGGCAAAUAGAACAGCUGACAAUGAAAAUGAGAGUUCUGGGGAGUCGAUUAAGGGGAUUUCUGAGAAAGCAGAUUCUCCCGAGACAGUCAACAACGAUAUCCUCACAGAUAUUCAUUGUGAGGACAAGAAGAGAUUUCGAACGCACUGUUUGAGCAACGAUGGGCUGGUGUCCACUUCGCUUCGAGCCCAGGCUUGGCCGAUUUUAACAGGUUGUGAAGGAAACGAAAGAUCGUUAGAUUCAGUGCCUAUACAGUUCAUGGCACCUCAUAGGGAUGAAUCACAGGUAAAGAAGGAUGUUGAUAGGUCGUACAUCCACUACCCUGAAAAUAUGGCAGAGGAAACUGAACUUGAGCUGAAAGCUCAGUUGAAAAGACUCAUCGUGAGGAUGCUUAGAGAAGUACCAGACCUUAAUUAUUAUCAAGGUUAUCACGAUGUGGCUGCUGUGGUCACCAUAAUUUUUGGCAAGGAUGAACAGACUGCAUUUAAUUUCUUGUACUAUAUGACAUUAAGGUAUUUAAGAGAUCACAUGCUUCAAGAUAUCGAUCCUACUCUCAAACAGUUGGAUUUAAUACCUGAAAUCCUAUGGUACGCUGACAGAAAGUUCUACAAUGCAAUAAAGCCGACAUUGAAGGAGCCCAUAUUUGCUUUGAGUUCGAUAAUAUCGUUGUUUGCACAUGAUCUCAAUAGAUUUGAUGAGGUGUGCUUACUCUGGGAUGCAAUAAUAGCGGAAAAAGAUCCCUCUAUGCCAUUAUACUUAUACGUGAGUAUGAUGGUUCGAUAUAGAGCACAAAUACUACAGCAGAUCAGAGAAGGGGACGGUAGUGCUGAGUUUAUUCACGUGAUAUUGAGUCGUCUGAUAAAUUCCAACAUCAAUUCAUUGAGUAGACAAGCAGCCCAAUCGGAAAUUUCCGCGGUCAUUAAAUCUGCAUUGAAGUUGAAGAGGAAGAUUUGUCCAAUUAGAAAGUUGAGGAGAUUCAGAAGUAUUUCCAAAUAUUCAUGUCUUAAAGAUCGUAAAGUAUCUACAUCUACAUUAGGUUUACAGGUGAAAGAAGAGGCUAUAAAUAUCGCUAAAGCACGCAAAAGAAAGCAAACAGUCGCGCGAUACCAAAGAGUGGCCAAGAAUAUUCAAUCUAUACCACUUCUACUGAAGAUCUCUAUUGGAGUAGGUCUACUCACCGUGAUUCUUGCGCUGGCCAUGGAUCCUCAAUCCAAGAAGACGGCCAAAACGUUCGGCAAUAGCUUGCUAAAUGGAUGGAUAAGGUAG